Molecule: messenger RNA, 1530 nt
Organism: Cladophialophora psammophila CBS 110553
Lineage: Eukaryota; Fungi; Ascomycota; Eurotiomycetes; Chaetothyriales; Herpotrichiellaceae
Exons: 1
Coding region: 1-1530 (509 amino acids)
Source: RefSeq, a predicted model, not a curated record
AUGAUUCGGUUGUUAGAAGUCUGCCCUUCCACCCAUAGCUUUCCACGAGAUGUUGUAUGCAGAUUGCUCUAUUUUAGACUCUCCGAGAACCCGAUCUUUGAGGCAUUGUCCUAUUGUUGGGGCACUAGCGAGAAAGAAUAUUUCAUCUACUGCGAUGGACUUCGCUAUUGGGUCACCGAGUCACUUCUAAAGUUCCUCCUUCGUUACCGAGACAGCCGAGAAUCCCAAUUGCUAUGGGUUGAUCAGAUUUGCAUCAACCAAGAUGAUUCAGUUGAAAAGUCGUUACAGCUACGACUAAUGGGGGACAUCUACCGACAGGCAGAGCAAGUCAUCAUUUGGCUCGGCGAUUUCCCCGGAACCUGGAUUGGAACCCCUGAGCAAGCGUUGAUAAAGGAUCUCGCAAGGCUGCGGCACACACCUUUACACGGAGAGCUAGUUGCUCUUUUGCGCCAAUUAGAGAUCUUAAAGCUGUUUAAAAGGUUAUCCAAGAUACGAUACGAGUCGACAGCGCAGCUAGGAAGCCUUGAAACUAUUGGAACAAUCAUGACGAGUCCUUGGUUUACGCGAACAUGGAUUGUUCAAGAAAUCAACGCCGCCAGAAGGGCAACUGCUUAUAUUGGCAACAUCAGAGUGGGCUGGUCUACCUUUUCGGACGCCAUAACAUUCGUUGUGAAUACCGGGAUGAGAUUUGCGUUGGCCAACAAGAACCUGGGACCGGCAAUGAGACUGGUAUCGAUUUGUCUUACGUUGGCUGCAGAUCGCAACUUGCCAAUGCUUAGGUGUCUCUUGUAUGCAAGGCACCUCAAAGCAAGCCUUGCCCAAGAUAAGGUUUUAGGUCUGUGCCAUUUAUCCACCGAUUUUGAACGCCUUGGGAUCGACCUCAAUUGCAGCUUGGACCCGAAACAGGUUUAUCGAAACGUAGUGGAAGCACUGCUACGGAAGGAUAACACUCUUGAGUUCCUCUCCGUUCCUCGGCCCCGAUAUUCAACUAGUACAGCUGGUCUUCCAAGCUGGGUGCCCGACUGGAACACGGGUUCAAACAUCGUCAUCCCUUUAGCGUUUGACAUUCCCGGAUUUGCUCCAAACUACCAAGCUAGCAAAAGGCCAAGGGCAUCUUUGCACCCUGGAGUUGACGACUGGGUACUAACCAUCGAAGGUAUGCAGUUCGACACGUUAUCUACUCUGAGUCGCGUUUAUCCCUCCGAGCCGCAUGCAAACUAUAUUGAAGAUGUUGUCGUAGCAUCGGAGAGAACAGCGGACGAUAUGCUGGCAGAGCUCGAUACUCUUCUCGAAUGGGCAAAGAUGACAAAGUCGGUGGCCAAGUUAGAACCACGUAACGAGUCUCGGGCGGCCCUAUUAUUAAGAACGAUUACUGCUGGCCAGCUAUCAGCAGAUAUAGACGCUUGCCACCGCACGUUCAGAUACCUUGUGGGAAGAUACAGACUGAGGUUGAAGUUAUUGUCGCUGCUGGAAACCAAAACGUCGAUCAUUGGACGAGCCUGCAGAGCCAUUGAGAGGUCUUCUCGAUAG